AUGUCUGAUGACUUUGCAGCCCCCUCUGACACCCAUAGUCUCUGUAUUGGAGACUAUGUACUCCAAUCCAGGAUUGGCCAGGGAGCCUGUGCCAAGGUGUAUUUGGCCUGGCACGUGCUGUCCGGGAUGGAGGUGGUGGUGAAAGCCAUCAGUCUGAAGGGCUUCUCUCGAUAUGCUCGAGAGAUCUAUUGUCUUAAAAGCUUACAACACCCAAACAUAACAGCGUUGUUUGAGGUGGUUACCACCCCAGACAUGCUCUUCUUGGUGAUGGAGCACCUGAGGGAAGGGGACCUGCGGCAGCGGCUGGAGAACCACGGCCCGCUGAGCGAGCGCCAGGCCCGCGCCGCGUUCCGGCAGGUGGUGUCGGCGCUGCAGUACUGCCACCGGCGGGGCAUCGUCCACAGGGACCUGAAGCCGGACAACAUCCUGCUGGACGAGGACGGCACGGUCAAGCUGGCCGACUUCGGCUUCGGGCGGAGGGUGAGCGACGACUCCAAACUGAGCACCUUCUGCGGCACCUUCUACUACAUGGCCCCGGAGGUCCUGCGGCAGGAGCCGUACGAUGGCCGGAAAGCGGAUGUCUGGAGCCUGGGGGUGACCCUGUACAAGACCGUGACGGGGACGGUGCCGUUCCAGGGGGAGAGCUUGGCGAAAAUUAAGGCGCAGGUCCUGGCCGGGCAGUUCGAGGCCCCGCACCGCAUGUCCAGGCAGGGCGGCCAAUUCAUCAGGUGGCUCCUGACCGUCGACCCCAGCCAGAGGCCGACCCUGGAGGAGGUCAUGCGGCACCCCUGGCUCAACAGGGGCCAGGAGGAGCUGAGGCCCUACAGCCAGCCGCCCGGGGGGGACCUGGACCCCCAGGUCCUAGAACUGAUGCAGAGCCUCGGUUUCGAGCCAGACCAGAACCGACAAGGCAAGGGCCACAGUCAGCUCGAAGGUGCGGAGCUCCAGGAAGGCCGGGCGCGUGGUGCUGGAGACGAGCCAGAGGCUGGACCCAAGCAGCCGGGGAGAGCGGGGCCAGGACACCCGCUGCGUGUGCAGCAGCACCGUGGUCUUCGGAACCCUGUUGCCCAAAAUGCCUGCUGAGCUGGGAAGACUGCGUGGCGCCCCCUGGAGGUCAAGAGGAGGGGCCGCCCUCGCUGUGGGCCCACCCCCCAGCCCCCACCUGACUGUAGACCGGACUUUUUCCUGGGUCACUUUCCUCCCCUGCUCCUUGGCUCCCAUGUUUGUGGGGCUUCUUAUUAAAGCAUUUGGUUCUCCCCCCAC
Eptesicus fuscus (big brown bat) is the source of this 1263-nucleotide messenger RNA. RefSeq names its product serine/threonine-protein kinase MARK2-like. The record is from RefSeq and is a predicted model, not a curated record. Gene Ontology annotation, molecular function: ATP binding; tau-protein kinase activity; protein serine/threonine kinase activity. Gene Ontology annotation, biological process: microtubule cytoskeleton organization; protein phosphorylation; intracellular signal transduction. Lineage: Eukaryota; Metazoa; Chordata; Mammalia; Chiroptera; Vespertilionidae. The transcript has 4 exons. Bases 1 to 1083 code for a protein of 360 amino acids. Gene Ontology annotation, cellular component: cytoplasm.